Molecule: messenger RNA, 1038 nt
Organism: Cucurbitaria berberidis CBS 394.84
Lineage: Eukaryota; Fungi; Ascomycota; Dothideomycetes; Pleosporales; Cucurbitariaceae
Product: N-terminal nucleophile aminohydrolase
Exons: 4
Coding region: 111-953 (280 amino acids)
Biological process (GO): ubiquitin-dependent protein catabolic process
Cellular component (GO): proteasome core complex; proteasome core complex, alpha-subunit complex
Source: RefSeq, a predicted model, not a curated record
AGCUCAGAUCGCCUUUAGUAUUCGCGCUUAUCCACCACCCCGCUACAUCUCUGUCUACUUCGUCGAGUUGACCUUCUCCUAUCCAUUCGAUCGAUCACUCACACUCGACCAUGGCGGACAGAUAUUCGUUCUCGCUCACCACAUUCUCGCCCAGCGGCAAGCUGGUACAGAUAGAGUAUGCCUUAAACGCCGUCAACCAAGGUGUUACCUCUCUGGGCAUUAAGGCUACCAAUGGAAUUGUCCUCGCAACCGAGAAGAAGUCGUCAUCACCGCUCAUCGACUCGCAAUCCUCGUCGAAGAUCAGCCUCAUAACCCCAAACAUCGGCAUGGUUUACUCUGGAAUGGGCCCCGACUACCGUGUUCUCGUCGACAAGGCUCGCAAGGUCUCACACACCGGCUACAAGCGCGUAUACAACGAGUAUCCACCCACGAGGAUAUUAGUCCAGGAUGUGGCGCGCGUGAUGCAGGAGGCUACACAGUCGGGUGGUGUUCGGCCGUAUGGUGUUAGUCUGCUCAUCGCAGGCUGGGAUGAUGGCAUUGAGCCAGAGGCGGAGGAGGGCAAGAGCGAGGAGCAGAUAAGUGAAGAGAAGAAGAAAGUGAGCGGCAAGACCGGUGGCAUCCUGAAAGGUGGCCCCAGCCUGUACCAAGUCGACCCUAGCGGUAGCUACUUUCCGUGGAAAGCGACAGCGAUCGGCAAGAGCGCGACGAGUGCGAAGACGUUCCUGGAGAAGCGGUACACCGAGGGUUUAGAGCUGGAGGACGCGAUCCACAUCGCUCUUCUUACUUUGAAGGAGACAAUAGAGGGAGAAAUGAAUGGCGAGACGGUCGAGAUCGGCAUUGUGGGCCCGCCAGAGGACCGUCUGCUUGGUUUCGAGGGAGUUGAGGGAGCAGUCGGCCCGCGGUUCCGGAAGCUGAGCCCUUCGGAGGUCGAGGACUACCUGACCAAUCUGUAGAGAACAAGUCUAUUCGUGUGGUCAAACUACAGUACCGGCGUGUAGUCAGGGUAGCAUGUCAGAGUGAGUUGCGGCGCUAUGCGGG